AUGGGUGUGAAGCGUCUGCAGGGGAUGGGAGAAGCUCCUGUGCUCCUGGACUGCUGGACAAGGGGCAGCUCCGCCCCAGCAGGAACAGCUUGUCUGACUUCCCAUCCGCCCCAGAAAACAAUGUCCCAUCCCAGCCAGCAGCAUCUCUGCACAUCUGCCACACGUUUGGUGACCGACCCCGUGAUGCCAUGCUUGUGCAGGCUGCUGAUCUACGUGCUGCUGGGGCUGGGGUCCCUGCUGGUGGGGGCACUGUCCCCAUCCUGCCCCCCUGCCUGCCAGUGCUAUGACACCUCCAAAGUCUUCUGCUCAAACGAAAGGAUACGGGAGAUCCCGGAGGGCCUGCCAGGAAGUGCCACCCACCUCUUUUUCGUGGAGACAGCCCUGAGCAGCAUCCGCAGCGGGGAUUUGGGCUCCAGCAGCACGCUCACCAAGCUGGUCUUCAUCAAUAACAACAUCCAGGAGCUGCAGGCUGGUGCCUUUCAAGGGCUGCCCAGCCUCACUGAGCUGGAGGUGUCAGGCAACCCCUUGCCAGCUGUCAGCCCUGGGCUGCUGGCAGGGCUGACCAGCCUCAGCAAGCUCUCCCUCAGUGCCAACACCAUCCGCACCCUGCAGCCGGGGCUCUUCACUGCCUCUUGCCGCCUGCAGGACCUGAGCUUGGCAGGGAAUAGGAUCGAGGCACUGCCCCCUGGCAUCUUCCGCCCACUCCGGCGGCUCCGGGCCCUGGACCUGUCACAGAAUGCUCUGUCCGAGCUGCCAGAUGGGCUGCUGGCCCCACUUGUCGCCCUUCGUGUCCUCAAGCUCAGUGACAACCUGCUGGCACAGGUGCCUCCUGGCGCUUUCAGGGCACUUGGCCAGCUGACCGAGCUCCACCUGGAUGGCAACCGGCUGGAGGAGCUGCCCUCGGGCAUCUUCUCCAGGCUGGGGGCACUGCGGCGGCUGCAGCUGCAGCACAAUGCCCUGGGCAGCCUGGCCCCUGACAUCUUCACGGGUCUCCUCAACCUCACUGUCCUCAGCCUGGAGGGCAACAACCUGGCCACCGUGCCUGCCAUGCUGUUCGCUGGCACCCCUGGCCUCCUCCACCUCUCGCUGGCUCGCAACCGGCUGGAGACACUGCCCCAGGAGCUCUUUGCGAACCUGUCAGUGCUGGAAACCCUGGAGCUCUCACACAAUGCCAUAGAUCACCUGCCCACCGGGGCUUUCCAGGGUCUGGAAGGGCUGACAGAGCUCCAGCUGAGCCACAACAACCUCUCCAGGCUGCCGGUGGGGCUGCUGGCCGGGCUGCCCCUCCUCACCGCCCUGGUGCUGGACCACAACCGCCUGGCCCGCCUGCCUGCGGGGCUCUUCGAUGCCAACGAUGAGCUGGUGCGUGUGGGGCUGGCUGGCAACCCCUGGCUCUGCGACUGCCACCUCUCCUACCUCCUGCACUGGCUCCAGAGCUUUGCUGAGCCCCUCAUCCACGGCCGAGCCUUCUGUGCCAAUCCCGCUGCUCUCCAGGGCCGCUCCCUGCUGGAGGUCUCCAGCGGGCAGCUGCAGUGCCCGGGAGCCCACGGUGUCCCCCCGGAGGAGGGCUGGGACACAGAUGCCCCGGGGCAGUGCACCUACAGCGACGCCGAGGGCACGGUAAGCGUGGCCUGCAAUGCCACAUCGUGCCAGCAGCUGAACCUGCGCCUCCCUCCUCCCGGGCCGGAGCGGGGCCUGGGGCCGGCCUACCGGCGGGCCUGGCUGCUGCGCUCCCGCUGCGGCACGCUGCAGGUCAGCGUCCUUGUCACAGCACACGGAGGGAACGAGGUCACACCACCAGCUCCCCCCGCCGUGCCCUAAGGCUUGGGCAAAUGUUUGCUUCUGCUCUGGCAACCUCUGGACCAACCUGGGAAGCAAACAGCUCUCCACAGUCUCGCUCUGCUACCGCUGCCAUGGUCCCCAGCUGUCCCCAAGCUCUCCACAACAGCUGGCCUGGGGAUAUUUAUCCUCUCAGCUAUGUGUUUCCUGUGUAUUUCAAAUAUAAUUAAAAUUUAUCUAUU
Molecule: messenger RNA, 2021 nt
Organism: Agelaius phoeniceus (red-winged blackbird)
Lineage: Eukaryota; Metazoa; Chordata; Aves; Passeriformes; Icteridae
Gene: CPN2
Product: carboxypeptidase N subunit 2
Molecular function (GO): protein binding
Source: RefSeq, a predicted model, not a curated record